AUGGCUUCCGUUGGAGCUUCAAUGGCAAGAUCUGACAUACCACUUACAGUACAUGCUGUGGCUCUGCACCAGCGGAUCUCGCCCGAUCGCUGGUGCGUAACCUUCUCGGAUCUUAAGUACCUAAGGCGGGAAGUUCGACGAGCGAUUGCUACAGGGGAGAUCAAACCGCCCGACGAUGGGACGGACAAUUUUCUCGAUGCUGAUGGCCACUACGGACCCAGCAUCUACACCGUGACCGAGCAGCACAUCAAGCCGGUCACAGAUCUUGCCGGUAAGAUGAGCUGGGCGUUAAUGAGAAACCCAGAGGGCCUGGAUUGCGAUGUCUUCAUCAGCCAUGCGUGGCAGGAGGGAAUCUUCGAAUUCUUGUCCAAAGUCAUGCACUCCUGGCCGCACAGUGCGCGACAAGCUUGGUGCUGCAUGCUUGCGAACCCGCAGCAUCUGGACAUAACAGGCCUGCUGCAGUCCCCUCAGCACUCUCCUUUCGCGCUCGCUUUGCAAGCUUCACAAACCGUGCUGGUGGUGCCGAACCGGCAUUGCUCCAUUUACACUAGGCUCUGGUGUUGCUACGAAGCUUACCUUGCGCAGGAACAGGGCAAAGUCAUCUUGAUUGCCCGGGCAUCGGACUGGAAAGAGAUCUGGCGUGCCAUGGAGCACAUGGGCUUGGCUGCCUUGGCCGGCAUACUUUUAGCCUGGGUAUUGGACUUCAAGGGGUGGACUGAGCACGUGAACUUGGGCGUGAUUUGCCUGGUGGCCGCAACCGGAGUCUGCAGCAUGGGAAUGGCAAAGAACACGGUCCGUGCUGCUUUAAAUCUCACUGGCGGUGUUCUGUGCUGGUAUCUUGCCUUUGAGUGGCGCACAGUGCGAGGUUUGUACACUGAAAGUCCAAGUGCUUUCCUUCGAGCUGUUCCUGCUGUGGCCCAGCGUGUCUGGAUAAUUGUCGUGGCAGGCAUGUUCCUUCUGCUUGAAACGGACCGUAUCAAAAGUAAGGCGACUGAGAAUGAGGCGGCGCAGCUUCGAAGAGGAUACACAGGCUCCAUUGUGGACGCGGCGUGCUCCCGCGCAGAAGAUGAGCAGCGCAUCCGUGAAGAGAUCGGAGACAAAAUUCAGGUUGUGGAUUACGCAAUUGAGGUGCUUAUGUCAGCAGGCAUGUCAACGCCCACUUUGCGGGAGAUUGCUUCCAAGGGCGUCAGCAUCCAACAGGCUGCCACUCCGGCACUCGCUCUGCCGAUGCUGAUGUUCGGACCUUUCCUCGCCAUAACACUAUUUACACUCGUGUUGGAUGCCAUUUAUUUGGACAGUUUUUGGACUUGGAGGCUGGUUCCACUGAGAACCUUAACCUCUUUGGAGCGUAUCUUGAUGAUACUCUUGAUCCGGCAGUCGCCCCGAGACGAGCGGUGUUUUGAUUACCUGGUGAUACAGAAGUGUGCGGUGGUCUACCUUGCAGUCUUCACGCCUUCGAUGUUUCAAUGCGAGAUGGUUGGGAAACUGUCCUACCAGAAAGACAGCAUGUGGUUUGUGAUCCCACCGGUGGCCUACACGACGAUGUUUAUUUUCGUACUGCUCGGUUUCAGACGUACUGCAAAUCUUUCCUGUGGACUCGGCCUGUGCCUAGUUCAACUUUUCCUGGCUCGGGACCCAUACGUUCAGCUAACGGCUGCAGGCCACUGCAUACGGCGCAAAAACACUGCCGCUGAGAGCCCAAAGAGCUCAGACUCCGAGUCCGGGACGUGGAGCGGCGCCUGA
Molecule: messenger RNA, 1743 nt
Organism: Symbiodinium sp. CCMP2456
Lineage: Eukaryota; Dinophyceae; Suessiales; Symbiodiniaceae
Source: the annotation of a GenBank genome assembly